GGCCCAGCGGCCAGCAUGCCAGUUCCUUCUUUUCGUCAAUAAUUCUUUGGUCAAUGGUCAUUGUCAUUGCCUACUCUAACCUUAUUACCUCGUGAAGAUUAUUCUUAGAAAUCCAAGGGACUGUAACGAAGAAAAUGAGAGUCAAGGUUGAUUAAAUUGAUAGGUCAAUAUUGCGGAUUGUAGCCAGUAGUAAAUUAUAGGACGCGAUGCUUUCGAACCUGACUGUAAUCUGUACAAGAGCAAAGUCUGGCUAUCUACUUCAAGUGCUCGCCCGUCCUCUCCAAGGAAAGUCUAUAAUACUAGGAAGUCUUGCCCAGGACGUUCGCUGCUGCUGUACCACACACAUACCCAGAAUAGUCUGCGCAGAACAUUGGAUUCGUGAGCUUUCGCAUUUUGAAACAUUUGCCGUGUUUACGUCUGCAGUUUUGUGUACUACUACAAUACUAGCAUAUUCAUUGAUAAAAAAUAGUUCUAUCUCAACGAUGGAUGAUAAUUGGGAAGAACAGAUCAAAGCGUUUUCUGCUGCGAAGCUGCGCAAGACUAAGACGAAGAUCACCACACCGGGUGGACGAAAAUUGGUAGAGACAAGAAAUGACUAUGGCAGGGUAAUCACUGACCGAGCGGGCGACGAUGGUGUCGGUUUUAUCGGCGACGUGAAGGAAGAUGUGCAGGUUGGAGAAAUCUUGCCGGGACUCCUACUCG
Molecule: messenger RNA, 702 nt
Organism: Priapulus caudatus
Lineage: Eukaryota; Metazoa; Priapulida; Priapulimorpha; Priapulimorphida; Priapulidae
Product: dual specificity protein phosphatase 19-like
Biological process (GO): regulation of MAP kinase activity
Cellular component (GO): cytoplasm
Molecular function (GO): JUN kinase phosphatase activity
Source: RefSeq, a predicted model, not a curated record